CCCCCCAUCCACCAUCCUUGUGUGCAGUGCGAGAUUUUGAGUUCAGCCCCUUCGGCUGGAGGCUCGGGUUUAUCUGGAUCCAAAGAGGAAGCCAUUCAGGAGCUGUGCGCCGUGAGGUGAAGGAAGGCUCCGUUGGGGGGGAGUGACAGAGGACCGGGAACCAGGGGAUUUGACCUAAUCGGCGUGAGAUCGGGUGUGUGAGGGCGAGCGGGGAGCCAUGAUGGUGUUCUCUGCUCUUUGGGUGCUCCUGGUGUGCCAGCUUUUGACAUCAUCCUCAGCUCAGAGACCGGGCCCUAGAGGGGCGUCUGGACCACCAGGACCCCCAGGUCCACCAGGAAAGCAUGGCACUGACGGCAAACCUGGACCAGCCGGACUCCCAGGGAAAGCAGGUCCCAAAGGAAAAGCAGGGAUUCCAGGGGCAGCAGGAAAACCAGGCUUGCCAGGACUUCCAGGAGUGGAUGGUUUGACAGGACCCGAUGGCCCCGCUGGGAAGGAUGGACCCCCAGGUGAACCAGGUGAACCUGGACCAUCUGGACCUCCUGGACCUCCUGGCAGAGGGAGACCAGGAGCUGCAGGGCUACCUGGAACUAAUGGGCUGCCAGGUGGCAUUGGACCCCAAGGCCAAGCGGGUGCCGAGGGUCUUCCAGGACUUCCCGGCCCUCCAGGCCCCGAUGGCCCCCCUGGUCUUCCUGGUACUCUUCAUGACCUUAACGGUGACCUUCUGUGCCCUGCAAUCUGCCCCCCUGGUCCUCCAGGUCCCCCCGGGAUGCCAGGAUUCAAGGGCCACACAGGGCAUAAAGGAGAGAAAGGAGAGCUUGGAAAAGAUGGAGAGAAGGGAGACGCUGGUCCGCCUGGUCCACCUGGUAUUUCUGGCACUGUGGGUCUGCAGGGUCCAAGAGGUCUAAGAGGUUUACCUGGGCCAAUGGGACCUGUUGGAGAAAGAGGCCUGCCUGGUUUCAGAGGGAAGCCUGGCAUCGUUGGCAUAAUUGGAAAGACAGGUGAUGCUGGAGAAAAGGGACCACAGGGAUUCAGAGGACCCAAAGGAGAAAUUGGUAAAAUUGGUCCCAAAGGUGGUCCUGGGGGAGCAGGACCCAAAGGGGAGCCUGGUAUCCCUGGCAGAGAUGGUAAAGAUGGCACACCAGGAUUAGAUGGUGAGAAGGGAGAUGCUGGACGCCAUGGAGUAGUAGGAGAGAAAGGACCUAAUGGCCUUCCUGGUCUACAAGGAAAGGCUGGUGAAAAGGGAUCUAAAGGAGAAGUUGGUGAUCCAGGAAAAGCUGGCGAGACUGGACCGUCUGGAGAGCCAGGUAUUCCUGGUGAGAUUGGAGUCCCAGGAGAGAGAGGAAUUGCUGGACCCAGAGGAGUGGCUGGUGGCAUUGGAGUAGCCGGCAAUCCUGGACCUCAGGGAGUUAAAGGUUUUCAGGGGGUAAAAGGAGCUUUGGGUGAUCUUGGUCUUCCAGGUCCAACAGGAAUCCGUGGAGAGUUUGGUGAGAGGGGCCCAGUUGGCGCGUCUGGAGCCAAAGGAGACAUGGGUGUGGCGGGAAGUGAUGGGUUACCAGGAGAAAAUGGAGAACCUGGACCUUUCGGACCAGUAGGACAAAAAGGAGAGUCAGGGAAAUGGGGUGAAUUGGGACCUAAGGGCGUAACCGGGCCACAAGGAGAGAUCGGUGCCAGAGGGCCUCCAGGAAAACCCGGACUAAUGGGCUUUCAGGGGGAACCCGGUGUGCCUGGAAUUCCAGGAAAGACAGGUGUACCUGGUAAACUGGCAAGUGAGCAGCACAUCAGAGAGCUGUGUGGCUCUAUGAUUGAUGACCAGAUUGCACAGCUAGCAGCAAACCUUCGAAGACCGCUGUCCCCUGGAAUGGUGGGCCGCCCAGGCCCAGCUGGACCUCCAGGAAAUCCAGGCGUUUCUGGCUCUAUUGGCCAUCCAGGUGCCCGUGGGCCACCAGGUUACAGAGGCCUGCCAGGAGAACUUGGAGAUCCUGGCCCCAGAGGUGAUAUUGGUGAACCAGGUGAUAAAGGAUCCAUUGGUAAGGCCAUUGAUGGGCCCACUGGGGACCAAGGAUACCAAGGUCCUCCAGGAAUCCCUGGUAUUGUCAAAGAUGGGCGUGAGGGUUCGCCAGGAGAUCCGGGUGAGCCUGGAGAGCCAGGCAGGGUAGGCAGGACUGGGCACCAAGGAACCCCUGGUAUCUGUGAUACGUCAGCCUGCCAGGGAGCAUCUAUUGCUGGGAAAUCUUCAAAUCCCAAAAACAAUUAAACAUUACUUCCUGCACCCUGAAGCCAUCCACUCCAAGGAGAAGGGGUGAUAAGUGAGGGAAGGAAAGAAUGGAAAAUGAGAGUGAUCGUGAACGUGUCCUCUUUAUUUAAAUACAUGUGUCACAAGAUGAAAAGAGCAACAACAAGAAGUGUGGUAUUUUAAGAGGAAUAGAGGAACAUCUAUGGAGUGACAAAAACUUGACAAUGACAUCCAGAGGUAAACUGGACAGAGGCACCAAGGUGUGCAGGAGAACAACUGAGUAGCUCCAAAUAACAAUAUCACAGACAGUAACAAGACUUGACUUUAAAACAACCAAAUAAUUAUUGAUGAGCCCUAUGUGUAUAAAACUCUGUACCUGUUGUUUUUAUGCCCCUCUAAGUUGGUUAACAUCUCUUAGGCAAAUGGUGCUAACAAAAAAUACUGACUCUAAAGGUGAUGUGCAUGUAUAAUGUCUGCUAGUGUCAAUCAUAAAUAUUACCUCAACAUUCAGGCUUAAAGUGUAAAAUAUGGAAAUAAGUGCCAGAGACAAAAUGUCGCUAUCGAACAGCUGUGUAUGUAUUGUAAAAGGAAUAAAUUACAAAUACCCAGGUGCUCACAAAUUCUGUAGAUGGAUGCGAAAGAUUUAAAAAUUUCAAUAGUUGUUUUUUCACAGCUUGCGUUUUCUUUUACAUGUGGAGCUGAUUGUCUAGGAUCAAAACACAAUAAAACAUGUGGAUGAAUGAAUUAGACAUUGUAAAAUACUUUAAAGAUCUUUGAAGCAAAAUAAAAAUGUUUUUUUUAAAUCUGCAAUAAACACAUCCACUAUGUA
This is a messenger RNA of Betta splendens (Siamese fighting fish), 3062 nucleotides long. RefSeq names its product collagen, type IX, alpha 3 (gene col9a3). NCBI's taxonomy places the organism in Eukaryota, Metazoa, Chordata, Actinopteri, Anabantiformes, Osphronemidae. Bases 218 to 2254 code for a protein of 678 amino acids. The record is from RefSeq and is a predicted model, not a curated record. The transcript has 32 exons.